This is a messenger RNA of Hypoxylon fragiforme, 597 nucleotides long. RefSeq names its product HIT-like protein. The record is from RefSeq and is a predicted model, not a curated record. Gene Ontology annotation, molecular function: catalytic activity. The transcript has a single exon. NCBI's taxonomy places the organism in Eukaryota, Fungi, Ascomycota, Sordariomycetes, Xylariales, Hypoxylaceae. Gene Ontology annotation, biological process: nucleotide metabolic process. Bases 1 to 597 code for a protein of 198 amino acids.
AUGGGCGACCCCAAAUACAUUCAACCCUUCGACUCAGGCGUCAUCCCCUCCCCCGACAGUGCCUGCCCCUUUUGCAACAUCGCUUCAUCCUACGCCCCCUAUCCCCCAGCUCACCCACCCCCAUCUUCCUCUCCCGCCCUCGACCCCUCGAAAGUCGCGCCCUCAACUUUCAUCGUCCUCUCCACGCCCUCCCUCGUCGCGUUCCUCGACAUCCUCCCGCUCUCCCACGGCCACCUGCUGCUCUGCCCGCGCACCCACCGCCCGAAACUAACCGACGUAUCGCCGCAAGAGGCCGCCGACCUGGGCAUGUAUCUUCGGCUCUUGUCUGCUGCGCUCGUCCGGGCUACGGGUGUGCCAGAUUGGAAUGUAGUCCAGAACAAUGGCGCGGCGGCGGCGCAGGUCGUCAAUCACGUCCACUACCACUUGAUCCCGCGCCCUGAGAUACGCGCCAGCGGGCGGUUCAGCGAGAGCUUUACCAUGUUUGGGCGCGGCGUGCGCAGGGAACUGGACGACGACGAGGCGGCUGCACUAGCGGAGAAAUUGAGGGAGAGUGUGUCCUCUGUGCUGGAAGAUGAAGCUAUGAAGGGCAAGUUAUGA